ACACACCCCUACACACUCCCACAGGCCAAACACACACACACACACACACACACACACAGUCGGGCACUGAUCUCCUACUGCCCCACACCACCACCUGCACGGCGCAGUUUGGAGCAUUUAAGAGCAGUAAGGUUGCUCAGUGGAUGAGGGAGGUGGUGCACCAGAGUGCUCUGAGAUUCCGCUUGGCUUCACAGCAUGGAGAAGUAUGAGAAGAUUGCAAAGAUCGGAGAAGGCUCGUACGGAGUUGUUUUCAAAUGCAGAAAUAAAGACACGGGACAGAUCGUCGCUAUUAAGAAGUUUGUGGAGUCUGAGGAUGAUCCGGUUAUCAAAAGAAUUGCUCUUAGGGAGAUCCGGAUGCUCAAGCAACUGAAGCACUGUAACCUGGUCAACCUGAUUGAGGUAUUCAGAAGGAAGAGAAAACUACAUCUAGUGUUUGAGUACUGCGAUCAUACGGUGCUCAACGAGCUCGAUAGAUAUCCCCGAGGAGUUCCAGAGCCUCUGGUCAAAAGCAUCACCUGGCAAACACUACAAGCUGUGAACUUCUGCCACAAACAAAAUUGUAUCCACAGAGAUGUGAAGCCUGAGAAUAUACUCAUCACCAAACACCAGGUCAUAAAGCUCUGUGACUUUGGUUUUGCCAGGAUCCUCACGGGACCAUGUGAUUAUUAUACAGACUACGUGGCCACUCGAUGGUACCGGGCUCCAGAGCUGCUGGUGGGAGACACUCAGUACGGGCCGCCUGUGGAUGUGUGGGCAGUGGGCUGUGUGUUUGCUGAGCUGCUUUCUGGCGCUCCUCUGUGGCCAGGAAAAUCUGACGUAGAUCAGCUUUAUCUCAUAAGGAAAACAUUAGGUGAUUUGAUCCCCAGACACCAGCAGGUGUUCAGCAGUAACCAGUUUUUCAGCGGAGUGUGUGUUCCUGAACCGCAGGAAAUGGAACCUCUGGAGCAAAAGUAUCCAAGUAUCUCUUACCAGGCAUUAAGUCUAAUGAAGGGUUGUCUGCGUAUGGAUCCUGCAGAGAGGUUAACCUGUGAGCAGCUGCUGGAGCAUCCGUAUUUUGACAAUCAGCGGGAGGAGACAGAGAGUGUGACACGAGAACACGACAGAGCGAAGAGACGAGCGCGUCAACCCCGUAAACACCUGCCCCCGGGGUAUUUACCCCAGCUGACCUGCAGCAGCAUCUUCCCAGCGGUGGACAACAGGAAGUACUACAACAACAAUAUGCGUAAAUUCAACUACCAUUUCCCCAACAUCUAGUCCUUUGUGCUGGAAUACACUUUACACACUCCCAAAUCUGCCCCAAAACACAUUAGUACACUUUUUUUUUUUUGAUGGUGUCACGUAGACUCAUCUACCUUGCAUCUUGCUGAGGAACAGAGGCCGAUGAGAUGGUGAUGCUCGGUUCUCCAGUCAAGUGUCUUUGUUUUUUUUUGUAGAAAGAAAAUCUCUACCGCUCCUCUUCAGCUGUACUGUCAGUCAAGUGACUGCUAUAUAUAUAUAUAUAUUUUUUUUUUUUUUUUUUUGCAUUCGACUCACCAGACAUUCUGUACUUGGUGUGACUUGACAAAGAGCCCUGCUCUGCAUGUACACACACUAAUCUCAGUGUGACACUGCCUUUCUGUUUGCCAAAGUGCUGCAUGAUGUGACAGACAAAACAAACUGAUAGUCUUAUAUCUGUAAGAAAGCUAAUGACCUUGUCUUGUGAGAGGAUUACUGCUCUAGAGGUAAUUAGAAUAAAACUAAGUACAGGAAUCAAACAGUUCCUUUAUUGGCGUUUUAUUUCUUUUUUGUAUACUUACAUUUUCUGUCUCUUUGUAUUGUUAAUCUUGGACCUUUUAACUUAAUGUGAGAGAGGAAUAAUAAUUUUUUAAAAAGCAUUCCGUCUACUAAUCUUAUGACUCUUAAGUUCUGAGUGUUGAUUUUGAAGUGAAUCGCAUUUAUAAAUCAUGUGACUUAAAAAAAAAAAAAAAAGUAUAACGUGUUUAUGGUGGCUUUUAUUAGAGCCUUAAACAUUUAAAAGAUUUCAUUAUAUUAUUGUUGCCUUGAAAGUGGUGCUAAUCAUCUUCUGGCCAUUGACUUGCACCCAAUGCCAAACCGCUAAAGACACAAGCCCAUACCCCAGCCCUCAUACUUAAUUUGUUAUUCACCUUCCUACGCACUUUUCUUUACCUGUAAAGAACUCUUAACAUUAACAUGCUGUUUUUUUUCUUCAAUAAGACAGGCUCAGUAGGGGAGUAAAUAUGGGAACACGAAAUUACUGUAUUUUUUUUGUAUGUGAUUUAAUAAAGAGCUUUCAGAAAUUAAACAUACUCUUAUGAUGACUGGUCACUGACCUUUACAAAACAUCUCUGUUUUACAUACAACACAAAAACCUGUGCAUUAAUACAAGUCAAAACCAAGAUUUAAAAAGAAGAAAGAAGACCUGAUCUGAAGAAUGCUGUGCACAACAUCUGGUAGAUUACUUACAGAUACACAUCUGGGGAAUUUUACAACUCUGAGCAUCCAAAAAGUUGUACAGUCAUAGUACCAAAAAGAAUAUUUACAUUACAUUCUGAACUGAGGAUGGGGGCUUGAGCUGUCAGUACCUAAUAAUUAUUUACUUAUACAUUAUUUUUACAAUUUAAUAAUGAAUAUUUAUUAAUGCUGUUUCUUUGUGAUCAUGUUGAAUAUUUUACUAAACAUACACCACACUAGAAUGAACUGCUCCAAGGGUAUGCAAACUUUUGCACUGUUAUGUAUAAUAACUCCUGCUCACUGAAGGUCUAACUUACACCUGUUACAAUAUCGCAUAUAAAAUAUAAUAUAUAUGCUUUGUCUUAUGACUCCUCCCUAACUGACCCAAACACAUCAUACAUAUUCUGUAAGAAAGUAAAUCACUAUUUCUCAUGUUGAAAUGAUCAUCUGAUCAGAAGUUUAACUUAAAUAUUCAUAGUAAAGUAUACAAGCUCACCAAUAGCUGCUUGUUUAAAGUGAUGAUUAACCCUAAGUUGAGCGUAGCUGUGAGCAUUUAGUGCUUAAAAGUAUUAGUGAAAUCCAGUAUAAUUGCCACUGUAUGCUCUGGUUUG
Silurus meridionalis is the source of this 3062-nucleotide messenger RNA. RefSeq names its product cyclin-dependent kinase-like 1 (CDC2-related kinase) (gene cdkl1). The record is from RefSeq and is a predicted model, not a curated record. Lineage: Eukaryota; Metazoa; Chordata; Actinopteri; Siluriformes; Siluridae. The transcript has 10 exons. Gene Ontology annotation, biological process: protein phosphorylation. Gene Ontology annotation, cellular component: nucleus. Gene Ontology annotation, molecular function: cyclin-dependent protein serine/threonine kinase activity; ATP binding. Bases 196 to 1254 code for a protein of 352 amino acids.